AUGACGCCGCUUGCUUUUGCGGGCUUCGCGGCGGCCCGCGUAGCGCCGGCGCCGCAUACCUCGCGAGUCGCCCACCUGCUGAACGUCCGCCCGGGCUCCUGCCGCAUCCUCGUCGCCCUCACCACCGCCAAGGUCCUGGGCGCGCUCGCCACCUCCGCCGCCGCCGUCUCCCUCCCGAUCCUGUUCCCGCGCCUGCUCCGCCUCAAGGUCCGCGAGUCCUUCCUCCGCACCAAGGAGCGCCAGCUCGGCCGCGACCUCGCCACCGGCGUAUCUGUUGGAAAUGCUCAGCUGCUAGCUUUUCCUGGUAGAUCAUCAAGUCUUAAGAGCACCCAGUUUCAUAUUAAGACGAAUCGUUUUCCUGCAAGAGCUCUACGUGUUGGUACUGAUUCCAUUCAUCAUGGCAUGCCUACAUCAUUCCCGAGGGAGAAUUCUGUCAGGGACAUCCCAUCACUAUCAAGACAGCACAAUCAGCAUCCAAGGUCUGUUAGUUGUCGGGCAUCCUCACUGGCAUCUUUCAGCUACCCUGAGCUGACAUCCAAACCGAGAUGGUGGUGGAGAACUCUAGCUUGUGUGCCGUACUUGCUGCCACUGCACAACAUGUGGUCUUAUGCCGACGUGAUCUACCAGCUGCACACUUACUUGCAGGGGUUUUCGCUGUUGUACACCUUCAUCGAUACCAUGACUCUCUGUCCUGGGUGGCUCUUUCUGGUGAUAUUUAUGACUGUGUACUUCUUCGUUGUGAGGCGGAAGUGGUCGCCGCACUUUCUGAGGUUCCAUGUGAUCCUAGCAAUCCUUCUGGACACUGGUUCCCAAGCGGUGGCCACCAUGUGUACCUGGAUGCCAAGCAUCGUUUAUCAGGGGAAGCCAAUGCAGUACUUCUGGAUGUCUAUCGCAUUCAUACAGAUCUUCACAGUGCUCGAGUGUUUGCGGUGUGCUCUUUGUGGAAUGUAUCCUGAUGUCCCAUUCAUAUCCCACACCGCUUUUAUUCACUCUGAUCUGAAUCUGUUCAGAUAG
This is a messenger RNA of Miscanthus lutarioriparius, 1014 nucleotides long. The record is from the annotation of a GenBank genome assembly. NCBI's taxonomy places the organism in Eukaryota, Viridiplantae, Streptophyta, Magnoliopsida, Poales, Poaceae.